AUGGCCGCUGAUGACAAGGACAUUGUUUGCCCAAGUCCCAGGGCAAUGGCAUUCGCAAUAUCUGUCGUGCGCUCAAAGCCGCCUGAGCUUGCAGUAGCAGAAUACAUUCGACUUCUCCGACAGCACAUUGCUCAGGGUCGCAGAGAAAAUGCGCUUAGCUCGGUAUAUCGUCAUCUCGACAGGUCUGCCUUUUGGCGUUCCGAGUUCGAAAGAACGAAAGACGCCCUUCACGCUUCCGAAUCACAAGCUGUGGAUCUGCAGCUAGAGAUUGAGAAGCUGAAAACGAAAAUGGAGCAUUUGAAAAGCAACGCACCGAACAAGAAGAGAAAGAAACAAGACAUUGACACCAUUCCUGUCCCACGGUCGCCCAAAAGGCCAAAGCGGGAAAGCUCACCGCCGAGAGCGCUGUCCGCUGCUGUAGACUUCUCCUUUGAAGCUGAGUAUCAUGGUGCCGGCAAGAUCGCGUCCAAAGGUCACCACAAUCUUGAUGAGAAUGAGAUCGCCCAUCACUUGCUUCGAGCGACGUCCGCUCUACCACAGAUCAUACAGCGCGAGGUAGAGAGAAUCACGGCCGAGGGAAUGUCAGACAACAAUCUCUUGGGCAAUGCGUUGACUGUUUGCUCCCGAGCUGCUAGCGCUGUGAUCGUGGCAUACAGCAAGCUGAGUCCCUCUUCGGGCAUCGCAGGCAAGGCUACGCAUGCUGUCGUCUUGAUGUUCAAGGACUUUCUGCGAGACUUUGAACUCGUAUCAGUCGGCGAAACCAAGAACGCGCCUGAUUCAGAUCGAGAUGCCAGCGCUUCUCUCCCGACAAAGCCUAAGGGCAAGGCUAAGGCCGGUCAUUUCACAAACAUCAGGUCAACGCCCCGCCUCAGCCUGUACGCCAACUUUCUUGCCAGUACGAUUGACAGAUUGGACCCAAACAACGAGAUGCACAAAGCUUUAUACGAGGGCUUCGCUUAUUGUCUGCUAGAGAGACUGGGCGACCGCUUGUACACAACAGUCUUCGGGCAACGCAGGGCUCCGACACUCGAAGAUGAGAUCCUGAGAGGUGCCGCAGUGGACACUUCGAACGAGGGCGAAGCAGCGAAGCAUUCCAGCAGCACCAGCGAAUGUGAAGAGACGCAGAUGCGGUUGGAAGCACCCUAUCUCAUUCAUCUGCUUAACCGCCUGAUGCUGUCAGCCCCGGAAUUCCUUGGCUCUAGCAAAGGAAGAAAAAACAAUGCCAAGUCCGCGACGAAGAUGUCUCUGUCCCUGUCGGCAAGAGAGAGCCUGCAAAGAACCCUUGUGAAUUGCGUCUUUGGAGUGCGAGAGGAAGGCGACGAUGACUUGUUCAAAGAAUGCUUGAAAAUGCCGCAUGCUCGUAUGGACUCCAUACCGCUACCCAAGAUCAAAGAAGCCAAUGUGCAGGACUGGUUCAAAGACGAGCUUUGGCGGCUGUUGGGAUGGGAAAUACUUGCCAAGGAAGGAGAAUGGUGA
Pseudocercospora fijiensis CIRAD86 is the source of this 1476-nucleotide messenger RNA. RefSeq lists its product as uncharacterized. Lineage: Eukaryota; Fungi; Ascomycota; Dothideomycetes; Mycosphaerellales; Mycosphaerellaceae. The transcript has 2 exons. The record is from RefSeq and is a predicted model, not a curated record. The coding region runs from base 1 to 1476 and encodes 491 amino acids.